Messenger RNA from Dibothriocephalus latus, 1887 nucleotides. Lineage: Eukaryota; Metazoa; Platyhelminthes; Cestoda; Diphyllobothriidea; Diphyllobothriidae. The record is from the annotation of a GenBank genome assembly.
AUGUCCCCUGCACCGGUCUGUCCCCGCCUGCAGACAGUGUCAUUACCACUGACAAGCUCUCUGGCUUUUUCCCUGCGCAUAAAGCUGAACGAUCUGCUAAUAUGUCGCCGUGUCUUCGUGCCCUCCGACUGCUUUGCAGUUUCGCUUUCCUCAGGCCAAGCUGACGAGCCGUCUCCAGUUCUCUCCCUGGCCAUUUCGCCAAACACCGAGGCACUCCUCAGGGGGGAAGUACUCUCCUCCAGUUUCAUCCUUACUGUCGGGGCCCUCAGGGUAGAUAGGCUAGGCAGAAUUAGGGAGGCUUCCGACUCUCUUGCCCGGACAGUCGACGACAAUGACAGUUACCUCUGUCCGAUCGGCUAUCGAGGUGGUUACGUGCAUCAACCUCGACGGGAACCAGUCUCUCAGGCGCGGCCCGUUUCUAGACCCAUCAUCCUUAGUCCGCCGCGAAAGUCGCCCACUGAUGCUCCGCCUCCGACGACCGUAUUUUCUCGACAAUCAAGUCACAUGGUCUCACCGACUAUGACAGCGUCAAUCAACAAUGCCAUCUCGUUGCCCACAUCUUCUACUAGACCGAAUUCCAUUGUUACUGAGAAUCUACCUCUUUCUCCCCGAUUGGGGCGGGCUGAGACAAGGCCACUGCCUCGACCAUCGCCCCUGGAACAUCCAUCUUCUGCUCCACGUAUCGUCAGUGCCAUGUCCCUGUCAACACCAGCGCCUAACCCCAGUAUGAUGAACAUUCCAUCGUUCGAUUCCGUUGUUGUGUCCGCACCCAAAGUUCGCACCCUGAUUAACGGCGAGCCACAGAUGGAGAACAUCGCUCGGCCCCUAAACUACACACCUGCAGAAAAACGAACUUAUUUGCAUGCUGGACUUCCUAAUGCCAGUGUCUAUGAGUCCAAACGCAUAUCACUGCCUCCAACUCAGAACAGCCAGACUAUGUUCAUCCGGUUUACUACUAAUUCAAACAACAAUCGUGCGCCACAGCAGCUUAUUGCCACGCGUGGAGGCCAGACAGUUGUACUGCGGUCGACUAAGAACCUAACACCCGUACAGCUGCCUACGAGUCUCAGUAUCUCCGUGUCUAGGCCCUCCUCUAUCACAACGAACAGUGUCCACUCCAUCCGGCCUACCAAUAUUGUGACUCCCACUGUCGCCAUCAAACUGAACCCUGUGGACGGAACGCAGACGUCUGCCAUUGUCCCGGAACUCGGUAAACCGCUCGCUCCCCCAGACUUCCACCUGGCCUCACAGCUCGAUGCUUCUGCUGUCUCCACCAUGCGUAUCCCUCAAAUCGCCCAACUUGAUGGCAUCGACGACCGCGGUCUCUCGUCUAAAGGCGGUUCCGUGUCAGGCAAAAAUGCCCGUCAGGCGCGUAAAGGAGUUUCAGUCAAAAAGAAGUGGAUGGUCGAGCGAGAGAAUCGUGAAGAAUUGAGGAAUCUAAUCAGUAAAGCUAAACAGGAGAAUUGUGACCGCCUCUACCAACGCGAGUUGACCACCCAUGCGGAAUCUUUUCGUCUUUCCUUCUCCGUUGACAACGUCAUUAAGGCGGCUGCAACUCCCGCGGCCGCCUGGGGUGCUGUUCUCCAACGCGUUGCGCAGUUGCGUUCACAGCAGGGCUUGACCCCUCUGACUCCUCGGUCUGUCGACGGAUGGACGCAGUUUGGACUGAACCAUCGUCACGUAGUCUUCCUCGUCGAGCAGCUGACUAAUGCGUUCACUUGCUACCGUUACCGAUUUCGUUACCAUCAGUACCGAAUUGAUCGACUUCGAGAAAUGUUUACACCCCCUGUUCCGGUCCGUGAGGGCUGUGCACGCGCCAUGCCCUGCCCCGUAUCUCCCCGCAAUAAUGGCAUUGCUCGAGAUCCCCUGGAUUUCCUCUCCUGCCGC